Mytilus trossulus (common blue mussel) is the source of this 972-nucleotide messenger RNA. RefSeq lists its product as uncharacterized. NCBI's taxonomy places the organism in Eukaryota, Metazoa, Mollusca, Bivalvia, Mytilida, Mytilidae. The transcript has 3 exons. The record is from RefSeq and is a predicted model, not a curated record. Bases 54 to 839 code for a protein of 261 amino acids.
GUUUAUUGGUACUAUCUUAAGUACUUUAUUUAGUUGUGAUUGGUGGUUCUAUCAUGGUGUUGGUGGUAUCUGGUACUUUAUAUGUACUUGUACUAAAUAUCAUCACACUUUCCAGUGCUUCUAAUAAAAAAGGAGUUGGGAUAUCAUGGAACACACAGUAUCACUGUACGGAUGAAGCCACCUUAAAUAACGUUCAUUGGUGGUACGACUGGCGACAAUCACCCGACCAAAUGCACUUACAACAUCACUGUCCAACAACCGUUAGAGCAGGAUAUGUACCGAUGGUGAAUGGAAUGCAUUUUGAAAGAGGAAUUAAUAUUUCUGGUAACUCGCAAUAUCUUCUUGGGUUUAAUGAGCCGGACCACCAAAAACAUGCAAAUCUAACUGUAGCACAAGCUGUCGUCAUGUGGAAAGAAUUAGAGAAGCAUGCCACAGGAAAAACCUUGGUUGGCCCUGCAGUAACAAAUCUUAACUGGUUACAACAAUUUAUACAGCAAUGUCACCAAUGUAGAAUUGACCACGUGGCUGUCCAUAUAUAUAAGUGCAAUACACAUCAAAUAAUGGCUAGACUUAAGCAUAUAUGGGAUAUGUUCCAUAAACCCAUAUGGCUAACUGAAUUCGCUUGUCCUCAAACUACAUCAGUUAAUGAACAGCUUCGGUUGAUGAGAGAGCUUCUUCCACUUUUGGAGUCUGCGCCGUAUGUUUUUCGAUACGCUUGGUUUGUUAGUAGAAGGUUACACCAUAAUGAUGGUUCUUGGGUUGAUGGUUCAGCGAGUCUGAUGAAGGAAAAUUCAGCAGAACUUUCAGCACUUGGACAUUAUUACAACAAUUUUAUGUAAUACAAUGAAUCGAAAGUGUAUGAUUUGAAAUCGGUACUAUUUCUCCUGUUUAUUUCUUUUCUCUGAAGCACAUCCUAGAUAACAUUGAUGCAUAUAAUUGCAUAUUAUGAUAAUAAAUUGACAGCUGUUAAAA